Molecule: messenger RNA, 2874 nt
Organism: Guillardia theta CCMP2712
Lineage: Eukaryota; Cryptophyceae; Pyrenomonadales; Geminigeraceae
Exons: 11
Biological process (GO): phospholipid translocation
Cellular component (GO): plasma membrane
Molecular function (GO): magnesium ion binding; ATP hydrolysis activity; ATPase-coupled intramembrane lipid carrier activity
Source: RefSeq, a predicted model, not a curated record
AUCAAGACUACAAAGUACAACAUCAUCACCUUCCUGCCUAAGAAUCUGGCGGAGCAGUUCAGACGUCUCUUCAACGUCUUCUGGCUCAUUCAGUGUGUGAUAUCAUUGAUACCCAGCAUUGCUGCGUAUUCAGCUGUCACGACUAUCAUGGGCCUGGUGAUUGUGCUGGUCAUCAGCAUGUUGAAAGACGGGUACGAGGAUUACAGGAGGUACGUUUCGGACAAGGAAGCCAACACGCAGCCGGUGUAUGUGUUUCGAGAUGGGAAGUUCGAGAUGAUAUUUGCGGAGAAUCUCCUAGUUGGAGACAUUGUUCGUGUUGAGAAGAAUCAGGUGUUUCCGGCGGACAUGGUCAUGGUUUCAAGCUCGGACCCGUCGGGGAUCACCUUUGUCGAGACGUCAAACCUGGAUGGAGAGAGGAAUCUCAAGCGCAUGUAUGCUCUCGAUCAUACAAAGUCGCUGCAAGACGAGGCCUCGCUCCUCAAUCUGCAGGGCGAAAUCUUUGUUGAGAAGCCGAAUCCUUAUCUUUAUGAAUUCACUGGACAAUGGAAGAUGCUUCAUGAUUCACAUCCUUCGCAUGACCUUCGCGCCAUGUUCCCCAUCUCCGUCGAGAACGUCUGUCUGCGCGGGGCUCGUUUGAAGAAGACAAGCUGGGCAGUCGGGAUCGUCGUGUAUGCGGGGAUGGAAUCCAAGCUUGCAAAAAACUCAAGUGCCGCGAGAACGAAAUUCUCCACGAUGGACAAGACGCUGAACUUUUGCAUCGCCAUGCUCUUCGUCUUCCUCACGAUCCUGUCCCUAGCCCUCAUGGGAGGAUCGUACGCUGUCGCUCCCUCUACAAACAACUACUUCUACCUGCAGAACGCCUCUCAGAGCAGCCAAAACCUCUUCCUCAACUUCUUCACCAACUUGAUGCUUCUCAACACCUUCAUCCCCCUGUCUCUCAUGGUCACGCUCGAGGUUUCCAUCUUCCUGCAGUCUUUCUUCAUGCAGUGGGACGAUGACUUGUGGUCUGAGGAGCGAGGAAACAUGCGGGUGUUGACUUCUAACCUCAACUCCGAGCUCGGCAUCAUCGAAUACGUCUUCUGUGACAAGACGGGAACGCUUACCAAGAACCAGAUGGUCUUCAAGGGCUGCUCCGUGUACGGCCGAGUUUUCUCAGAGGUCAUGGACGGUCAGCUUGCAGAGGCUAUGGGGAGUCAGGAGACGACGCCGCAGCUGCAGCGAUCCCUGCUCACCUUCAUGGAGGCUCUUACCAUCUGCAACGACGUCGUUCCGGAGAUAUCCAAGGACAUCGACAGCACGCUUGACCUCGCCUCCUCUGACCCGACGACCUUCGUCAGCUCCAGCCCAGACGAGAUCGGCCUUGUUGAGGUCUCGAUGAGCGCGCUUGUGAUUAUCCUGGAUGACAACGGUCGAACGAUCGAGUACAAAGUCUUACAUGUCAUCGAGUUCACACCUGAGAGACGCCGUAUGUCAGUCCUGAUUCAGAGAAAGGAUGGGACAAGAAUGUUGUUGAGCAAAGGGGCAGACAUGGCCAUGCUCCCUCUAUGCAAAGACAACACAGACGCAGCAGUACUCGAGAAGAUGAUGAAGGUGAUGAAAACAUCUUUCUGCCUUUUCCCGUUUUGCCGACCCUUUCGACCUUAUGAGUUCAUCGCCUUUGAAACCUCCUUCCUCCGCACCAGCAGCUUGUUCGAUCGCCGCAAGGAGGAGGUAGCGCGGCUCUAUGACACCCUCGAGAGGGAUCUUACCUGCCAUGGCGUGACGGCGGUUGAAGACAAACUGCAGGAGGAAGUGCCGGAGACUGUCCAGUACCUGAUCCGUGCGGGCAUGCACGUAUGGAUCCUGACGGGAGACAAGCUUCAGACUGCCCUGACCAUCGCCUAUUCCUCCUCCAUCAUCUCCUCCGACAUGGCGCUCUCCGUCAUCGACUCGUCCACCUGGGAGGAGCUGGAGCAGGAGCUGAGGAGAGCGAGGGAGGAGCCGCCGGGGCCGCAAGGGAAGGCACUUGUGAUAGGAGGAGCCGCUCUCGCGCUUGCUCAGACGAGAGCGGAGGAGGAACUGGUUGCGCUCUGCCAGGCAUGCACAGUCAUCGUCUGCGCCCGCUGCGCUCCCGUGCAGAAGGCGCAGGUGGUGGACCUGGUGAUUCGGAAGCUCAACAAAGUCUCGCUAGCCGUGGGGGAUGGAGGGAACGACGUUCCGAUGAUCCUGGCGGCCAACGUGGGCAUCGGCAUCAUGGGGAACGAGGGGAUGCAGGCGGCUCGGUCCUCCGAUUUCGCCAUCGGGGAGUUCCGGCACUUGAAGAAGCUGCUGGCAGUGCAUGGAAGACAUUCCUGCCUGCGCACGUCGGAGCUGAUCAAGUACUCCUUCUUCAAGAACAUCUGCUUCUGCUCCCCCCAGGUUGUCUACUUCUUCUACACGCUCUUUUCCUCCACCACCAUCUACAGCGCCUGGAUCAUCCUGGGGUUCAACAUCAUCUUCACCGGGCUUCCUCCCUUCGCUCUCGCCAUUUUCGAGAAAGACCUGACGCAUGACGUCAUCUCCCUCUACCCCGAGCUCUACUGCACCAGCGACAGGAAGCAGCCCCUCAGCCUCUGGUCCUUCUUCGUGUGGGAGCUUCAGGCUUUCCUCCAGGGCGUCGUCCUCACCCUGGGCAUCAUCUACUCCAUGGCGAGCUUUCAGACUGCCCCCUACGUGGAGGACGGGAAGGUCGCGAGCGCGGACGGUGUCGGGAUGCUGCUGGCAGAGGCGGUUGUCUGGGCUGUGACGCUCAAGAUCAUCGUGUUCCUGCGGCACUGGACCAUCAUCACGCACGUUUGCAUCUGGCUCUCCCUCUUCGCCUUCUACAUGGUCCUCCUCAUCCUCAACACCUUCUUC